Molecule: messenger RNA, 1578 nt
Organism: Ustilago hordei
Lineage: Eukaryota; Fungi; Basidiomycota; Ustilaginomycetes; Ustilaginales; Ustilaginaceae
Exons: 1
Coding region: 1-1578 (525 amino acids)
Biological process (GO): regulation of alternative mRNA splicing, via spliceosome
Cellular component (GO): nucleus
Source: RefSeq, a predicted model, not a curated record
AUGUCGAACACCAAGCGUCGGCAGCAGCCCUAUCAGCCGCAACAGCGAUACUAUGGCAACUAUCCACAGCAAUACGCCCCAGAAGCAGCUUAUACCCAGUACGGCUGUGCACCAUGGCAAGCCGCCCCGCCUCAAGAGCAAUACUACCAACAAGCGCAGCAAUACCCAUCGGCGGAUCCAUGCGCUUACGCCAACAAUACCCUACUACCUGCUGCAUCCAGCCCAUAUCUCCAGCACAACCAAUACCAGCCUGCACCUAGCUACUAUCCUCAGCCACAACCCUACGCUGCCUCGCUCAACGCAGUAGCAUACUCUCGAGGCGAUUAUCUCGCAGUCGAAAACGCAGCUCAGGGCAAUGCUUCUCCCAGUCAGCUCUCUCCGAGUAUGCUGUCCAACAGUCACAGUCCCAGGCCUAGCACUGGCCGCUCUCUCCUCAAUGACUUUGUCUUUGCUACGCAGGGCACAAGUCCUAGUCUUGAGUCGCAUGUUGCCCAUCUCAGUCUGGGUGCUUCGGCUGCUUCGUUGCCUACAAAGCCGACUUCGGUAGCAUCGAGCGCAUCGGCAUCCCGUCCCAACUCAGGGAUGGCCUAUCGCUCACAGCUCAGGCCGCUUUCCACAACUACUUAUGCGGCUCAGUCGACCAUGGUUGCUGGCGAGUCUCGCUCGGAUAUCUCGCUUCGAUACCCACCUUUGCCCGCUGUUCCUGAACGACCUGCUACGCCGCCUGCGCUGCAUUCCAAGUCAGAAGCCGGGCCAGGUAGCAACGCAGACAACUCGAAUGCGGCGACGAAGGAAGCAACCUCGGACAAGGAGGUGCACGAGUACCUAUCCAACCUACGUUCGCUCAUCGACAUGUUCGAACAGCGAGAUGACCUCCUACGUCUACGCACAGAAGCGGUCGGCUUUCAGCCCAAGCAAGCUUACCAAGCAUGGCGGAUAGAAGAACCCUCCAACACCGAUCCAGCCGCAGCAGAAGAUGCAACGGCAAACCCAGUUCUCGGCGUGCGCCUUCUUCAGCGUCUAGACAAACUUCAGCGCGAGAAUGAAGAACUUGGUCGACUGCUUUCCUCAGGCGCCAACCUCGAUCCUCAAGUUGCUUUGCCAUCGAGCCCAGUAGAGGAGCUGCGGAAAGAAGUGCAGGAAUGCCAUCAGCUGAUUGAUGCGAUGGAUAAAGCGUUGAGUAGUGCUGAAGCGAGAGCUGCUGCGGCCGAGAGUGCUUUGGAGGUGGCUUGUCGGAACAAUUCCACUUCGAUCCUGGCAGCUGCGGCAGUGGAUAGAGAAACGAACAAGUCUCCACCGAUGACGAGAGCGGGUUCGGCAGGUAGGAGGGGUUCGAAAGCUGCGACGGCGAUCACAAACAGUGCGCCUGGCGGUGGUAAAGGUGGUCAGGCACAGCAGCGUAACAAGCCAUCAACCGCAGUCAACGCUGCGGAGUCGACAAAAGACGCACCGACUGUGGCAGGUCAUGUCAGUGGAGGAACAGGUAAGAACAAAGAGCAACCAAAAGACAGCGCUAAUACCAGGGCGACACGAAGCGACACCGCUAAACCUGCUUCCGCCGCAGCGAAGGGCAAAUAG